Paramecium octaurelia is the source of this 450-nucleotide messenger RNA. Lineage: Eukaryota; Ciliophora; Oligohymenophorea; Peniculida; Parameciidae. The record is from the annotation of a GenBank genome assembly.
AUGACUUCUAAUGAAAUGGUAAAUUAACUAAACAAACUACUUCUAUAAUCCAAAAUUUCAAAUUCUAAUUAAAAAGUGAGACCAUUCUAAAGAAACUCACUUGUAAAUUAACAAAACAUUCAACCUUAAUCCAACUAAGCCUUUAUUUUAAACAAUUAAAAAAUAAAAACCCGACUAUCUUCAAAGAAAGACAGUAACUCUGAAAUUGCUAAAUCUGGUACUAAAAAUAAUCUUAAGUAUUUUAUGAUUAAUGGGAAAGAUAGGGAAAAAAUGUUUAUUGAUGGAAAAUCUAAUGAAUUUGAAGAAAAUAAAGAAAACAUAUAGAAAAUAUAAUAAGAAUCCCCUUAAAAUAUGAAUGUUUUAAUAUAACAUAAUUGUUAGUCAAGUUAAAAAGUUGAGGCCUUCAAAUAAUUAAUCAAUUAAAUUCACUGCAAAAACAAAGGAAGAUGA